ACAGAUAUUCUGGAUACAUAACAAGAAAACGCUCCUGUCCGAUCAACGUUCUUAAGUUUCAAAUUUUUGUGCGUGUUUCGAUUUCCAAAGUGAAGCGUUCCACCACAGCAGUUGCGAUCGAUCGGCACAAGAACAAUAUACAAAAAAUGACGGAAACAGUGGAAGAACUCGAACCGUUGUUUGAUUACACUCGUGUUCAGCCCUUAGAUCUCCUUUACUUCGACGGCGAAGAUGAUGAUGACUGCUCUUCAAUUGUUCCGUCCAAAUUCAGGAAACCUUCUGUGUCUGCCGCUGUUGAAAAGGUGCAAGUGACAGGGGAAGUGAUUGGUAUUGAUGAUGGUGAAGACGAUGAUGAUUUGGAUUGGCUAGCGUCACCCAAGGUAGCUGUUAAGAAGGGGAAACAAUGUGAGAAUUCGGUUAUAAAGGAGUUGAGGCUGAAGAAGCAGGAGCUGUUAUCAUUCACCGAAUCAGCCAAAGAUAUUGUCCAAACCAUUGAAGAAACUGUCAAAAGAGAUCUUAAUACCUCAUUAAAUUCUGAAUUUGAAAGUCCUAUUGAGAAACCUUCAAAACCUGCUGUAGAAAGACCAAAAAUAGUUAUAUCCAUCCAAGACAAAGACGGUUUGAAGCAGUUUCGAAUUUACAAGGAUGAUAAGUUUGAGCGGCUUUUUAAAAUGUAUGCUGACAAAGUGAAGAAUAAGGCAGAAAAUUUAGUAUUCUGUUUCGAUGGGGAUAAAGUGGGCCCCACAGCUACUCCUAGCAGUCUGGAGUUGGAAGAUGAUGAUAUUAUUGAGGUCCACGUAAAGUCAAGUUGAGCCAGGUACCACCUAUCCUCACCCCAAAUUCUGGAAAUGUACAAAAACAUAAACAAACUGCUUGUUCUCUAGUCAUUUGUUUUGGUCGCAUGGCUUCGAUUUCGAAUUCUUAAAUCAAUUUAUUUACAAUUACAAUUGAGCUUAUUUUUCCAUUGCUCAGUAGCAACAUACUACUAAGCUUACUUGCCCGUCAAUGUUUAUUCCAAAUUCUCAUUUGGUCUU
Messenger RNA from Helianthus annuus (common sunflower), 1034 nucleotides. RefSeq lists its product as uncharacterized. The record is from RefSeq and is a predicted model, not a curated record. The transcript is spliced from 6 exons. NCBI's taxonomy places the organism in Eukaryota, Viridiplantae, Streptophyta, Magnoliopsida, Asterales, Asteraceae. Bases 147 to 812 code for a protein of 221 amino acids.